Thunnus maccoyii (southern bluefin tuna) is the source of this 1460-nucleotide messenger RNA. Its product is annotated as cystatin-B-like. The record is from RefSeq and is a predicted model, not a curated record. Bases 837 to 1136 code for a protein of 99 amino acids. The transcript has 3 exons. NCBI's taxonomy places the organism in Eukaryota, Metazoa, Chordata, Actinopteri, Scombriformes, Scombridae. Gene Ontology annotation, molecular function: cysteine-type endopeptidase inhibitor activity. Gene Ontology annotation, cellular component: cytosol.
UAAAUGUUUUUGCAAUUUUUUGCAGUUUGCUGAGACAAUGACAUGAAUCAAAAUGUCAUCUCAGAUGUCUUAACUAAGUCUGGCAGUUGUUUUAAUUGCACAAAACAAUUUCUAUUUUCUUACAGAAUUGUAGACAUCAAAAUCUAAAUAUUUCUAUAAGGUGCUUUCUGUAAAUGAGCGGAUACACAUAACUGUCUGCAAAUGUGAGGAUCCUUUAACUGCACUACAGAUUACAGAGUGAUGCAGAGUAAUUAUGAAGAUGGGAUUGGGGUUGAUUUGAUGUUUAACUGAACUGCGAUCAAAUCUUAAAAUUCAAAAACUUCUAACUAUACAAACCAGGAAACAGUUUCUUAUUGUCAACUACUUCUGGAAUAUGUCAUGGAGGAGGAAAAAAGUUUUCAUACAUACAGAACCAGUCAAAGUGUGUCCAAACAUUUUACUGGCACUGUACUUAUGACUGAGAUUAAAUGGAAAUGUUCAGAGAUCAUGGUGUUAUGGAGAAUUAGGAUGCCCAACCUUAAUAGUACAUGCAUUUAUCAUCUAAAAUUGAAUUUUAGGGCUUAUUUACCCAUUCAAAGUGAUAAAAAUCUGAAUUGUAAGAACAGAAACAUCCACUUUUGUUUACCCACAAUGCAAACUGGAAUUGGUGGGGGAAAUGGGAGGAACAAAACUAUAACCACAAUCAUGAGAUGUAGCUCCACCCAACAUGAAGUGGAGCCACCUUCCAGGUGUAGUUACACAGUAUAAAUACAUGUGAAAAGUUGAAACUGAACACCUGCAUUGAGACUCUUAAAACCAGACAGCUGACGUCUUUGAUAACUUCAACAAACCUCAUUAUGCCUAUCACUGGAGGAUUCAGUGAGACAAGAGAUGCCACUAAGGAAACUCAGAAGCUCUGUGAUCAGGUGAAACCCGAAGUAGAAAAGGAAACAGGGAAGAAUUUCAAAGAAUUUGUAGCUGUAAAAUACAGCAGACAGACUGUGGCUGGAACAAACUAUAUCAUCAAGGUUCAUGUAGGAGGAGACAACUACAUUCUUCUGAGUGUCUUUGAAGCACUUGAUUUUAAUGGAGGAGCAGUUGAACUGAAAGACGUACAGGAGAACAAAACCAACGAGGACCCCCUCACACCUUUUUAAAGUGAUUACAUAAUCUGUUUCAAAUGUUCAGCAAAGUAAUGUAAUAGGCAAAUAUUUAGUGUUUUCAAAGAAUUAAUAAAGAAAGCAUCAAAAUCACAAAAAGGAUUUGUUGUGAUUCUUGUGACUGUCUCUUUUCCUCUGUGGAGUUUUAAAGUAGAGGCCGUCUUGCUGGGCAGAAAUUUUUACAAAUGAAAAAGGUGACUCAUUAACCUGAUUAAGUCUGGCUGUUGUUUAACAGGAACUGCGGAACUUUUACAUAUCAAUGAACGUCCGUUACUUUCAAGCCCUUGUCAAAAUAGUUCACACAAUGCUGAUUAAGUCUAU